CGGAUUGUAUUGCACAUGUGAAUGCAAAAUUUGUAAACAGUUACCCUAGACUUAAGAAAUGCCGAAAAAUAAGGGCGGGGGAGGUGGUGGAAAAGGCGCCAAAGGUGGCGGUGGUGAUGACGAUUCCUCAAAGAAACAGGCCAAGGGUGGCAACUCCGUAAAGGUUCGUCAUAUCCUUUGUGAGAAACAGUCAAAAUGUCUAGAGGCCCUGGAGAAAAUUAAAGGAGGAAUGAAAUUUAAUGAAGUUGCUGCACAGUAUAGUGAGGAUAAGGCCAGGUCAGGAGGUGACCUAGGAUGGAUGACCCGGGGCAGUAUGGUCGGACCGUUCCAGGACGCGGCGUUCGCUCUCCCCACAAGUUCACUUGCCAACCCUGUAUACACGGACCCUCCGGUCAAAACUAAGUUUGGUUAUCAUAUCAUCAUGGUGGAGGGCAAGAAGUAAAAAAGGAGAUUGUUAAAUCAUUAAAGACAAAAUGUUAAUUGUAUGAUCAUAUAAAAUGUGAUGUUUUAAUAAUUUUUUUUGUUUUAAAAACCUAUUAAUGGAACCGUAAUAUUUGAUACAAAGGUUCUCAAUUUAUCAUGUGUUAUAAGCAUACAUGUUUUUCUAUUACUCAGCAUGUACAUGAAAUAUUGUUUGGAAGUAAACUCUAACAUUACAAAUGCGCAUUGGUAAUUGCUGUAAGUAAUAAAAAUUUUGGUAAUUGAAAAUUAAACAAUUUAUGUCAAACAUUAUAAUAAACAACUACAAUGUUUACUGAAGUGUGACCAAUUCAUAGAAAAUA
Saccostrea cuccullata (small rock oyster) is the source of this 782-nucleotide messenger RNA. RefSeq names its product peptidyl-prolyl cis-trans isomerase NIMA-interacting 4-like. Gene Ontology annotation, biological process: rRNA processing. Lineage: Eukaryota; Metazoa; Mollusca; Bivalvia; Ostreida; Ostreidae. Gene Ontology annotation, molecular function: peptidyl-prolyl cis-trans isomerase activity; DNA binding. The record is from RefSeq and is a predicted model, not a curated record. Gene Ontology annotation, cellular component: nucleus. The transcript is spliced from 3 exons. The coding region runs from base 59 to 442 and encodes 127 amino acids.